Molecule: messenger RNA, 4804 nt
Organism: Amoebophrya sp. A120
Lineage: Eukaryota; Dinophyceae; Syndiniales; Amoebophryaceae
Source: the annotation of a GenBank genome assembly
CGACUUCUCUCGCUCGAAGUGGCUUCCAGCGCCUUUUCAAAAGUAGAAGACACAGUUACGCAUUUUUUGCCCUCUGCCUCUGUAAGUAGGUCGUGAAGCCUGAGACGACGAGGCGAUGUCGGAUCCUUUUUGAAAAAUGCAAGAAUUGUCAUCAUGUGUAGCCUCAUCCACUCUACUGACGACGCGUAGCCUCCUGACCGGAGGCGUCCUUGCUUGUCUUGAUCGGGGAACUACCUGCGUUCUUUUCCGCGGCCGUGGUAGUGGUUCAGCUGUCUGUGUUUCUUGGUACCCCAACGGCAUUGCAGCUCGGGCCAACGUCAAAUCUACUGCAUUUGUCUCCUCUUGUUUCAAUUAUCCCGCAUCUCGUCGCUCAGUUUCGGUACGCGGCUUCUCGGGAUCACGGGGUGAGCAUGAACUACAAGCGGACUCACUCAAGGCUGAAGACGGGGGCCCAACGAGCGGUGAAAAAAACAGCCGCAGCUCCCCCUCGUCGUCAACAGUAGCCGACAACAGCUUCCAGGAAAGGAUUCGCCGAAUCCUGCGCGAGCAUGGCGGUUAUAAGGCUGAUUUGAAACAAGUACCGCCAAGCGACGAUGUGUUUUCGACGAGCUACCCUGUCGAACAAGAACAAGAUCAUGCCCUUCACGCGGACAUUGCGGAAGGAAGAAAUGGUUUCACCGAAGAUAAAAUCACAAGUCUGACCCUAGCGCGCCGCAUCGAGGAGGCCGCCGAAGAAAAGAGGGCGGUCAAGAGACAGAAGUUCGUCGAAAGGGAACAACUGCGGUCCACGACGUCGGUCGUUGGGAAAAAUGCGAACUCGACAGUGAACUAUCUGGAGGGCACGACCAACGUUGUAGCUUCUACAAGAAGUACUACUGUGCCGCACGAAGACGAAAAAUUUGUUGGAAAAGACUUCGCCCAGGAAGAUGUUGGUGGCGCGUCGGAAGUGGCGGAAUCUGAAAGCGUCGACGCCUGCGACAGAAACGCCAGCACGGAAAAUAGUCGGGUGAUGGAACGACUCACCGACACAUCGGUGGAGUCCUUUCCGCGCUUCCAAGACACCUUUGUGGAUAAGCUGUGGAUCACGGUUCGCAGCGGGGACGGCGGUAAUCCGGAACCCGGAACCUACCGAAAAUUCUCGAACCACGGAGGCCCCGCGUACGGCGGCCACGGCGCCGACGUGUGGAUCAAGUGCACGCGCGUAUGAGAGUGCACAACCCCCCCUCCCCCUCAUUACAUUUGCAUGGCAUGAGCAGCAAUACAAACAUCAGCAAGAAUGCCGGUUUUGCAUGACAAAGUUGCACUGGAGUGUAGUGCUGUUUGGGCUUCCAGGAUUUGUCAUGCAGACGGUGCUACAAGGCAGCAGCUGGAUUUAUUGGCAUCUUUGCAUUACAAAUGAGGGGGAGGGGGAGUUGUGCACUCUCAUAGUGCGCAGUGUUGAACCUGAACGCGCUGCCCCGGGUCAAGAAAGCCCGCAAUGGGGGCGACGGCGGGGGCGGCGGCCACCACACGGAGCGCGGGCGGAACCAGAAGGCGGAAACCCUGCACGUACCGGUUAUGGAAGUGUCAGGAUUGAAACCGACAAAGUUGAAAUAAUUUCUCAUGCAUACAUUGCAAGGCAUGAAGUGUCUCUCUUGCAGGGGUGGCAAGUGAGGCCGACUGUCAGCCUGUUUGGGGUCUGCGAUAUAGCUGCUAAAGUAGCAUGACAGGGCUCUAUGAGCUAUUUUGGGUGUCUAUUGUCUAUUGCUAAAGUAGCAUGACAAAAGACGCCUUCUGUCCCUAAAGAGCAUGACAAACUGGAUUUAGCCGGUGCCGAAAUUUCUCAUGCGCCGCUUAGGAAUUGGGCUGCAACUGGUAUUGAUUUUGGGCAUUGCAAGUUAUUUCAACUUUAUCGAUUUCAAUCCUGACACCCCCAUACCGGUGGGAACCAUCGUGCGCGAGCGCAAGUUGUACCGCGCGCCGGAGAGCAACGAACCCUUUCGCACCGAGGAGGGCAAGCGCCGCGUCUACCUGCCAGAGUUCGUGUACCAGUUUUUGCAGCACGGCGACCAGAUUCGCAUCUGCAAGGGCGGCAAGGGGGGCAUUGGACCCAGCCACUUCCGCCUGCACGACGGGCGCAAGGGCGCGAAGGGGGAAAAGCGGAUGCUCGAGCUGGAGUACCGCGUGCCCUGCGACGUCUGCCUCCUGGGCUUUCCGAACAGCGGCAAGACGGCUCUGGCCGCCGCGCUCACGCGUGCGCACACCCGCAUCGGCCCGGAAGCUUUUUCCACCACACGGCCCCACACCGGUGUGCUCAAGUUCAAAGACGGCGUCAGCUUGCGAGUUCUCGACCUCCCGGGCCUCCUGCACGGUGCGGCGGACCAUCCCAAGCAGGGUCGUCGGGUGCUGCGUCACACCUACCGUGCACGGGUCCUGGUGUUUGUCGUCGACAUGUCCCGGAAGCCCAAUAUUGAUACUAAACCGACAGCCAUAAGUAAUUCUUCAAGUACUACAACCCACCUGCCAGCAGUAUUCGGUGCCACGAAGAGCGCGCAGCUGUUGGGUGUUGAACAAGAAAACCAUAGCUGCGGGGAUCUGUGGUCGACCGAAGAUGAUGAAUCUGUUCACCCAGUCCCUGCUCACGCAAGAAUAGCAGACUAUCUGCGCCGCGGGGAAGUCGUUGUGCAAGAAAAGCUAUCCUGUGCAAAAGAAUCGUACUCGUAGUAAUUGCAUUGAUGCAUUACAAAUCUCUUUGUCAAGGUAAAUCAGCAUUACAAAUUUGAUUUGUAAUGCUGGGGGGCUAAUUUGUAAUGCAAUUUAUACUAGAAGUGCGAUGCUUUUGCAUUGCAUAAAAGCGGAUCCGCGAAGAGCUUGAAAGGAACCGAAGGCUGCGGCAACCGCUUCUGCCAGCCGUACCUGCAUCAGAUUUUUGUAGCGGUGAAAGCGUGUCAGAGGACACUGUCGUAACAAAAGCCCUUCCAGUAACAGUAAGCGAAGAUGACAACACAGCUGACUGUAGUGGUCUGAAAAUGCUCACAGAUGAAAGUGGAGAGCCACUGGAUGUUGACCGUGCUGCAAAUAACAUCCUGAGUGAACAGAAGAAGUGCCGAGACCCGCAUUAUCACCGCGAAAAAGAGGAAACACGCCACACCUUUUCUCACUAUGGUGCAGAGGUUCAUCUGCGUGAAGGAGAAAAGCCGCGCAUGGUAACUGGAGACGAGAACCUGAGCGUAGAAGAUCGCAACAGUAUAUUGGAUUCGUUGCAGCGCCAGGUCGAGGCGCAGUCUCCACAAUCGCAAUCCGAUACCAGUAGUCGCCCCGUCGACAGCACAAAGACAGCAAGAACAGUGGAUUGCGCAAAGAUAGAAAAAGGAGAUGAAUCUGAAACAGACACAGACUCAGACUCAGAUGAAACUACCGAGACUCAUCGUGACGCAGGAGACCGCGAUGAUGAAAGUGGGGUAACGACUGAAGAUGGCUUUGUUGACGGCGCGGCGGUAGCUGCACAAGGCGUCACCGAAGUUGCCGCCUCUGCGCCGACGACAAAUGAACAAUUCUCAAGAAGUACGGCAGAACCCGCGCACUACUCGCACGAGGCCCUGGAUGCGUUCCAGCAGUUUCUCACGCUCCGCCGGGAAGCGAUUCGGUAUGACCCCUUGAAUGCAGAGAAGCCCUUCCUGAUUGUGGGCACCAAGUGUGACCGCCUGCACGAGGACGCGCUCUACAACUUGGAUUCCGUUUUUUUCCGAUGGCGCGCGCGCUUCGGAGGGGCAAGACUGGGCGGGAACGUCGAUGGUGAAGAUGUUGCUGCUCAACAACAUACUACAGAUGCAACUACUGCAACCGGCGAGGACAAAACCUCUCGUGGUCGUUCUCCUGCUGCCACACACCGCGAGAGUUGUAGGUCCGACGUCAUGGGAGUGUCCGCCCGGUUCGGGCUGGGGAUCGCGCCGCUGGCCCGGGUUAUCGCAAGAAAAAACUGUUUCACUGUGAACUUGUGAUGCAGAAAAUGGAACACGGAACUAUUUGUCUUGCUACACCUGCAACACAUUGGAUUUUCAAGCGUGUUUUCCCUUGGAAAGCGCGCAUCACAGACUUCCAGUGUCAUGUGUAACAAACUUGUGAUGCAGAUCUAGCAAAAUCAUCACAGUGAAACAGUUUUUCCGUGGGAAGCGGGUGUUGCGGAGCCUACUGGAGAACGAUGCACUGGAAGUUCGCCACCGGGACAAAAUCUUUGGUCCAAUGUUCCCGAAAGCGAAACUCAUCGAGGCGCACGAGCCAGCCGAAAACUUGCCGAUGAUUGCCGCGGGAACGGAGCUCUUUCCAAUACGCAUCGCAAAAAUAUCGUCCUAGUGGUCGUAAGUAUGACAAAUUUUCUCCAAAGAAAAAAUAGAACGCGUGCUGCUGAUUUAAGUACCUAAGAUCGAAGAUGUGUCAUGCAUGAUUAGAUUGCAAAUGCAAUGAGGAUCACGAGUACGAUACUUUUGCAAUGCAUACCCGAAAGCAUCGACCAACUCCCCGCCUGGAUUUGCACCGCGCUUUGUCCGUGGGAAGGGGAAUCGCAUCUGGACAAAUUAUUAAGGUCUACGUCUAUUGGUAUUGCGAGCGCUGCAUUGAUUAAUAUUUAUCAAUAUCCGCUUACAUCUAACGAAAAUGCACCACUCCAUCUUCAUAUAACCUAUUCAUUGAGUGCCCGUCACUUUUUCUUUUUGUACGUUUGCAUUUCCUGUCUCUAGCGCAGGAGGGCAAGAGGCUAUGAAAACCUCGACAGCUUCUUGUCACUUCGUAACUGCACCAGACCAGAAACUGUGACUCUGAAGACGCG